UUUGUGGCCGCUCUACUCACAGGGAGCACCUCGUAUCAACCGCGAGGGUUUUACUUGUAAUCCAACAACCCCAGCUUUAAAAGAAACUGGCAGCAUGGAAGAGCCCUCUAAUCCACCGGUCCGGCGGCUGGUGCCCAUGGCCGCCGCUCAGCUUGCGCGCGCAAACGCACCCGAUGACCCUUUGCUGCUACGGUAGCUGGAGUCGUCCUCCUGGAGGAAAACGUACACAUUCAGCGUGAGGACACUUUGGCUACGAUCCACGACUCCCCCCCCGUUCCCCCUCUUCCCUCCGACUGGCACAGAGAAGAGUGUGAGAGACCGAGUGAGGGAACGUGGGAAAGAGGAAGACGAUGUACCAAACGCUGCUUCUGUCCUCCUCCCUCCUCAUCCUUCAUGUGAUGGGCAGUCCACAGUUCUUCGCUCACCACGGGAGGAGGGUGUGUGGCCAAAACCUCCGUCACAGCGUUGCCAUGGCAACAGAGUCAUACGUCCAACCGGUGCACAAGCCCUACAUCACCCUGUGUCAGGGGCAUCGCCUCUGCAGCACAUACAAGACUGUGUACUCAGUGGCGUACCGGCAGGUGAGCAGAUCGGCACCUCCUUCGUAUUUCUACUCAGAGUGCUGCCCGGGCUGGCGGAGGUUUCACUCUCACAACUGCAACCAAGCUGUGUGUGGACAUCCCUGUGGGAAUGGAGGUACCUGCUUGAGACCCAACCAGUGUGCGUGUCCGCUAGGCUGGACAGGAAAUCAAUGUCAAACAGAUGUCGAUGAGUGUAGCGAGCAGCGGCCGUGCGCCCACGAGUGUGUGAACACAGCUGGCAGCUAUCGAUGUGCGUGCAGAGACGGCUUCAUGCUUGCCGGAGAUGGCCGUUCCUGUCAAGGCCUUCCUCCUCCUCCUCCACCUCCUCCUCCCCCUACCACCCAGACCAGCCAGGCAACAGUGGGUGGUCACACUGAUACGGGUGGAGGGCUCAGCCAGAUGGAGAAUGUGACGGAGGAGGUGCAGAGCCUGAGGAACAGAGUAGAGCUCCUGGAAAAGAAGCUGCAGCUGGUGUUGGCCCCCUUCAGCAGCUUCUUCCCACUGUCGCUGGACGAGGGCUGGUCAGAGAAAACCACCUUAUUGUCCCACUCCUUCCAGCAAUUGGACCGCAUCGACUCCCUGAGUGAGCAGAUUGGCUUUCUGGAGGAGCGCAUCGGCACAUGUUCUUGCCAGGAGAAUUAGCCACUGAACACGAGCCACAAAAUUUCCAGACAUCUCCCAUGAAGUUACACAGCCUGUCAGAGAUCGUACGCACCAAGAUGGCUGCCGUUUGAAAGAAAGGGGGACGGCAGAAAGCAGAAACAGCCUCAGUGACGCACACAUCGCACAAAUCAUCAUCUGUGAUUUUCACUAUUCCCAACAGCUUCAUUUACUUUUCUCCUUGAAUCACUGUCAAAUAUCUUGAUUUUGUAACAGUACCUGUGGCAGGGUCACGUUCAGCAUGACAUCAUCCCUGGAACAUCUGAAUGAAUCCCCCUGAGGGUCAAAAGUCAAACUGGCCACUUUGUUUCCGUGUUUGUUUUGCAUCAGUGCAGCUGUGUUCUCUGUCCUGGGGCAGACGUGGACAUCUGUAUUUAUCUAUUUAAAUUAUGAUUACGUCUUAGUUAUUUCUCAGUGCUCCGAUAGACAUUUUUAACUAGUUUUGUAACAUUUUGUAAUAAAAACGUUUUAAUCAAAA
Molecule: messenger RNA, 1719 nt
Organism: Epinephelus moara (kelp grouper)
Lineage: Eukaryota; Metazoa; Chordata; Actinopteri; Perciformes; Serranidae
Gene: egfl7
Product: EGF-like-domain, multiple 7
Exons: 9
Coding region: 351-1223 (290 amino acids)
Biological process (GO): anatomical structure development
Cellular component (GO): extracellular region; cell surface
Molecular function (GO): signaling receptor binding; calcium ion binding
Source: RefSeq, a predicted model, not a curated record